Messenger RNA from Morone saxatilis (striped sea-bass), 5990 nucleotides. It is a transcript of the gene znf142, whose product is annotated as zinc finger protein 142. Gene Ontology annotation, cellular component: nucleus. The record is from RefSeq and is a predicted model, not a curated record. Bases 546 to 5843 code for a protein of 1765 amino acids. The transcript has 7 exons. Gene Ontology annotation, biological process: regulation of transcription by RNA polymerase II. Gene Ontology annotation, molecular function: RNA polymerase II transcription regulatory region sequence-specific DNA binding; DNA-binding transcription factor activity, RNA polymerase II-specific. Lineage: Eukaryota; Metazoa; Chordata; Actinopteri; Moronidae.
GUUGUGUUUUUACUUUAUUAUGGAGCUGAAAAGAUUUUUUGUGGUGCCCCGGAUACACAACAUACAUACAAUGAUUCACAAAACAAUGAUAAUAAAAAAUAUACUACCAUCUAUAGUUACAAAACAUCACGGAGACACCAACCAUCAGUUGCAACAUAUCAAUAAUAAGACAUAUGUUGGAGGAGUUGUGGUAUCACUAUUUAAAGCAUUCAAAGACAUCUUAAUAAUUUAACCAAUCUUUGAAUUUGCACAAAGACACUAGAGCAUUCAACUAUUCCAGGCUCAAUAAUCGCAAAACAAUUUAAACUAAUCUUUCCAGUUCAGUAUUAAAAACAUUAAAAACUAGUAAUUAGAGCACUAUAUAAAGGUAUUGGUUGGUGGUAUAUCUAACAACACACUAACACAUGUGAACAAUAGCUUAUACAGUAUAAUGUAUUGUGUACAUGAAUGAUAUUAAAUUAAUGCAAAACAUGAGUUACAAAUGCCGCUUUUAAGUCUGUCACAUUGUAACUAAGUGCUGUACUGUUUAUUUUUUUCCAGACACAAUGGAGACACAGCAAUGUGAAAAAUGUGGACAGAGUUUCUCAGACAAUGGCUUGUUUGUCUCUCACCCCUGUUCAGAUAGGAUGACGACUCCUUCCAGUCACAAACAGCUGGGGAACUACAAGUGUUCUCAGUGCAGUGAGGCUUUUUCCACACCGGCUAUCCUGAAACGGCACUUUAAAACCAUCCACAGUGGGCAUGACGCUAAAGGCCCGUUCCCCUGCGCUGAGCACGGCUGCCAGUUCAGCAGCACAGAGCGUCAGGAAUAUCAAGCCCACUUGACGUCCACACAUGGUCUCACUCUUAUUCCUUGCACUCUCCAGUCGUGCAAAGCGUCAUUCCUCAAACAGGGUGAGAUGGAGAGACACUUGCGGGACCACAUGCCCUUCGGCUGCUUUCAGUGUCAGUUCGUCACUCAAAAUGAAAAAGGCCUGAGUGACCACCUCUUGGAGCACAACCAUCCGCCAACUUGUGCUCAAGGGAACGAGACUGCAGCCACAGCUGUAUGCGCUAAUGAAAGCCACCAGCCUCGGGUGUCCGGCAGGCCAAAAAGAAAACUGAUAUCCAAGCCAGGUUAUGCAUCAUCAUUACCAGAUGACAGGAAUGAGGAACAGCCAGAGAGGCCCAAAGUUAAAAGAGUGAGGAAGGCAGUGAAAGGGGAGAAACCUUCAGCAGUGGACGCUGCACCACUGCCAUCCAAAGAGUACCUUGCAGAGGGAUCAGAGCACAUCUAUCGCACCCACACCUGCCCCAAGUGUCGCCGCUGCUUCAAGAUGCGCUCCCACCUGCAAGAGCACCUCCAUUUACAUUUUCCUGACCCCAGUCUCCAGUGUCCCACAUGCAAGCGUUACUUCACCAGCAAGAGCAAGCUACGCACACAUAGACUCCGUGAGGCAGGUGAAAAGGUUCACCGUUGCCAAUUGUGUCAGUAUUCUGCCGUGGAGCGGAACGCAAUCCGCCGUCACCUUGUCAGCGUGCAUGCCGAAGACGCAGAAGAUGGCGUAAACAGCUAUCCAUGCCCCACUUGUGGUCAAAGCUUUCGCCAGAGCAAGUUGCUUAAGGCUCACAUGAAGACGCACAACGUCCUGUCAGACAACAAGCCAUUGGCCUGUUUUCCAGAGGGUUGUUCUUUCCAGAGUUCUUUGCGCAAAGAACUUCUUAGACACACUGCUGAAGUGCAUGGCGUCAAGGCUUUAGAGUGUCGUCAUCACGCCUGUGGUGCCGUCUUUCAAAGUGAGACGGACAUGGAGGCUCAUUAUCGGACGCACCUUGCCUACCACUGCUCAAAGUGUGACUUCUCUUGCUCCAAUAAGACAGUCUUCCUCCAGCACCAGCGCCAUGGUCACCCAGGAAGUGACAAGCUUUGCUGUGACUUUUGCUCCUUUGUCACGUUUAACCCCGUAGAGUUUGAGCAGCACAUUGGACAUUUGCACGCCAACGAGAAGAUCCAUCACUGCUCUCAGUGCAACUACGUGACCUCACAUAAACGUGGCUUGAAGCGACACAUGCUGAUGCACAGUGGUGAGAAGCCCCACAAGUGUAACCUGUGUGACUUCAGGUGUCGAGAUGAAUCCUACCUCUCUAAACAUAUGCUCACUCACUCAGACGACAAGAACUUUAUGUGCGCUGAAUGUGGAUACGUCACAAAAUGGAAACACUACCUGAAUGUCCAUAUGAGGAAACAUGCUGGAGACCUCAGGUAUCACUGUGAUCAGUGCUCCUACCGCUGUCACCGCAUGGACCAGCUAAAUAGCCACAAAUUACGACAUCAGGCCAAAUCACUCAUGUGUGAGAUCUGUGCUUAUGCCUGCAAGCGCAAAUAUGAGCUUCGCAAUCACAUGUUGGCCAAACAUUCUGAAGAGGACAAACAGCCAUCGGUUUAUAAGUGCAAAUACUGCACAUACACUACUUGCUACAGACAAGCCCUUCAAAACCAUGAGAACUGCAAACAUACCAAGCUGAAAGAGUUUCGGUGUGCCCUCUGCUUUUAUUCCUCCUUCAGUAGCAUCAGCCUCUUCCUGCACAAGAAGAAAGCUCAUGGGUACGUACCAGGGGACAAAGCCUGGCUAGAGAACUAUGCUGCAAAGGAAAAGGAGAAGAACUCAACUGAGUUCUUGCAGAACUUUUACAAUAAGCCCUCAACAGAUCAUGAGCAGUCUGAACAAUCAACUUCUGAAGGGCCUCCACCAUCUCAAAGAGAACAAUCUGAUCUUCCUGGUUCAGCAGAUCACAGUGCCAGCAAAGAAACUGUAACUGAUUCACAAACUGUUGAUUCUGUGGAUGUUUUUGAUGUUGUGUCUCAAGAAGUUGUCAAUGAAGGUAUUUCAGAUAGUCCUCCACCUGCGAACAAUCCUGAGGAGUACUGUACUCUUGUUUUAACGACACUGGCAACCACUGACUAUCAGACCCCCUCUUUGCAAAAUGAGGAAGAACAUUGUGCAAAUCAAACUUCAAGCUCACCCAAUUUAACCUGUAAUGCACCUGACAUAUCACAAGAGAAGGCAGACUUCUCCACAUCUUCAUCAGAGGAAGACAAUGUAGCUAUGGCAGAUGCAGAAUGUGAACAAAGUGACUUGGAGGACAACUGUGAGCCUCUGAAUAAUACAACUCAACCAGUUGAACCUGCAGAGUGUCUGCAGUCUCAAGCACCUGAGGGGGAGGAUGAUGAUGGGACAAUCAGUUCUACUUUUCCAUCUGGGCAAAAUCAGCCAUUAGAAUCUGAACUCCGUCUAAAAGCACUGAAGAAGCACGACAAGGACCAAGCAGAAGCCAUGGUUUUGGAGGGACGGGUGCAGAUGCUUGUGGUGCCAACUAAAGACGUUUUUCGAUGUGACAAGUGUCCUUAUGUAACCAGUAAGGAGACCACUUUGAAGUACCACUGCCAGGCUUUGUGCCAUGGUAGGAUAAAGGGACACAAGUGCCAGGCCUGUGGUGCACAGUUCAAACAGAAACGAGGCCUUGAUAGCCACCUUGCAAAGAAGUGCCCAGCACUUCCGCGAAAAGCAAGAACAUUUGUAGGAAUUUCAAGUACAUGUUUGGCUACAGAGGACAACUCUAUUGUAGGUCAGGAAGGAUCAAAACAGCUGGAUAAGGGAACAAAUCCCAAUCAGACAGUGCCCCUAUCUUCACAAAAUAGGAUUUGCACAGAUUCAAAUGAUCAGGAAUUUCAUAAUCAAGAAGCAUAUACAUCUAAUUUAACAAAAUCUAAAGGCUUUGUUCAUAAUGCUUUUAAAUCCAGUGAAUCUGGACAUCGGCAAAACAAAAUUCAGACCAAAAAAGGAAAAAAGCAGUUAUCUUUAAAUACUAAACAAAUGUUGGUUUCACUGCAGUCCCUUUACACAAAAAACGAUGGGAAAUUCAAAUGCAAGCUGUGCAAUUUUUCAUCAGUCAAGCUUGCAACAGUUGAACGCCAUCUCUCAACCUGCAGAAAAAGUUUAAGGAAAAACGAGGACCAGAUAAUUUCAGAAACAGAUGAUGAGUGCGGUAACAAGUCUGUCAAAGAAAAAGAGGACGUGGUGGAAGAGCGCAAUGAAAGAACUGGGAAAGUUCCUCCUAAACAUCAGAUCUUCUCUUGUCUAAGCUGUGCAUUUAAAUGCAACCAGAAAAGGGCUUUAGACAGUCAUGAAAAGAGAGGUUGUUUGAAGCCAAAUGAAAUCCAGUGCAGCACGUGCUCAUUCGUAGCCAAAUCUAAAAUUUCUUUGACUCGUCACAUCUUGUAUGUCCAUAACAAAAAAAAGUUUGGUGUUGCUAAACCUAAACUUUUGCAUUGCCAGCACUGUACUUUCACCUGUAAACAAGAACGAUGCAUGGCCCAACAUGUUGCGCUCAAGCACAAAGGUGCGCAACCUCACCAUUGUCAAUAUUGUCCUUUUAGCACUACAAGGCGCUAUCGCUUGGAAGAGCAUGAGUCUCUUCACACAGGACUCGGCCGUCACAGCUGCGAUAUGUGCGACAAAACCUUUGGUGCUGUGACCAAAUUGCGUCAGCAUAAGAUGCGCAUCCACGACAAACAACCUACACACUUCUGCUCGCUCUGUGACUUCAGUGGCUACACGCUUGACGAUGUAAGACGGCACAAUCUCAGAUGCCACACGGGGGAGUUGCACCAUGCUUGCACUCAUUGUGAGGCUCAGUUCAGUUCAGAAGUUGCACUAAGAAACCACUGUAAACGUGUGCACCAGCUCCAGGUGUGUUUCUCAUGUAAGCAGUGUGACUUCACAUGUAGCAGCGAGGUCACACUGAAGACCCACCAAGAGAGCAAGCACCCGCAGGUAAAGUGCACCACCUGUCAGGAGUCUUUCAGGACAAAGGAAAGCCUUGUGAUUCAUCAGAGAACCCACAUGGCACAUCAGUGUCACCUGUGCCCCUUUGCUACCAGAACAAGGCAGCUGUUAGCUCAGCACCUUGUGAAUGAACACGAGGAGGGAUCUCCAGAGGACAAGCUUCUCAAAUGCACCUCCUGUCAGUUUGCUUGUCGGCAUCAGCUGGUGUUAGAGCAGCACCUCCGUUCACACGGAGGCAAGCGUCUGUACAAAUGCACAGACUGCGAGUAUUCAACCCGGAACAAGCAGAAGAUCACGUGGCACAUCCGUAUACACACUGGGGAGAAGCCUUACAGCUGUGAACAGUGCAGUUACACCUGUGCUGAUCCGUCCAGGUUGAAGCUUCACAUGAGGGUUCACCAAGAUGAAAAGAAGUACCUUUGUCCACAGUGUGGCUACAAAUGCAAGUGGGCGACUCAGCUGAAGUACCACAUGACCAAGCACACAGGGGACAAGCCGUAUGCCUGUGAUGAGUGUGACUACCGCACUAACAGAGCGGAUGCUCUCCGUGCCCACCGGGACACGCAGCACUGUGACGUGCGCCCUUAUGUCUGUGAGAAAUGCGGCAAAGCCUUCAAGACUAGUUUUAUACUGAAGACCCACCAGCGUCAACACAGUGACGAUCGGCCAUACACGUGCGGCCAAUGCCACAAGGCCUUCCGGUGGCCGGCGGGUCUCAGACAUCACUACCUCUCACACACCAACCAGCAACCUUUCUCCUGUCGCUACUGCUCCUACAGAGCCAAACAGAAGUUCCAGGUGGUCAAGCAUUUGCAGAGGCAUCAUCCAGAGAAGUCCGUAGAGCAGGGCGUGGUGAGGGACUCUGAGGCCGUUAGCCUGACCCUGAAGGAGGCCUUGCAAGGGACACUUGAUGAGAAAGCAAGAGAAGUGGAAGUGGAGGAAGGGGCGGCCGAUGAAGUACAAGAAGUAGUUGAAGAGGUUGUGCAACAAGGGGAAGACAGUGAGACAAUAUGUUGAAGAGAGGGCACAAUAGAUGCAGUGGUCAGUUCAAGUGUAGAUGGCUAUCAUUUCCAAAAGGAAGUUAAAUCUGUUAAUAUUUAUAUUGGACCACUUGAUUUUAUUGUACUGUUGAGGCUAAUAAAAACACAUCGGUACAUAUUUAAA